CUGUGUGUAAAUAGUUCUUAAUUGAUUUGAAAAUUGUAUUUCAUCAGUAGAUAAUACACUUCAUUAUACCAAUAACUUAAACAAAAAUGUGGAUACAGUGUGAUUUAGCUUGUUUAAUUUUCAGGAAGGGAAUCCAGAAUAAAGUUCAGGAAUGAAAACGAGGAUGGGAUGCUCACCAUUUAAGGUAUUUGACAAGCAUUGAAUAGCUAGGCUCUGUUAAGACCCACGUCAAGGGCUUGUUUCUUGAAGAUUCCUACCCUAGCUGGGAAGCCAAUACAAAGAUAGGGUAGUAAAUAACAGAAUAGAAAGUGUUGUAAUAUAGGCACAAACCUAAUAGGAGGGCUGGAGGUUGGAACUUGAGAGAGGAGUCUGAUUUUCUUAGAGCAGAGAAGGUGGAAAGAACAGCUCAUUUCUGUACUCUGAGAGGCUGAGGCAGGAGAAUUGCAAAUUGAAGCUCAGCCUGGGCAACCCAGUGCUUUAGUGCGACUCUAACUCAUAGUAAAAAGGCUGGGAAUGUAGCUCAGUGCAAAGGCCUUGAGUUCAAUCUGCAGUCCUUUUUUUGAAGACCAGCUCACACCAAGGGCAUGAAGGUUGUCUGCUCCUUUUGUCUGGAAUGCAACGUAUGGGAAAAAGGAGAUACAGUCCUGAAGUAGUAGGUCACAGCUAAGAUGUGUGUUAGGCUCUGGAGUGUGGUCUUGAUCCUGUAAGAUGAAGGUGGCUGGAGCAGUUGUGAAAAUAUAGACUGACACUAGUAGGGGGAAGCCAAGGGAUUGUGCCUCAGUCUCCCAGCCAGGAAGACAAAGACCUGACUGCUGACUCCCCGACCUGGUGACCAGUCUGCUGGAAAUUAGCCCUUCUGCUCAAAGGUGUUUUUUUGUUUUGUUUUGUUUUUUGUUUUUAAAUUCAUGAGCUCCUUAAUAGGGAAAAGAACAAAUGGAGAGAAAGGCAAACAGGAAAAAUUAAAUGAGCAGAUGUUGAGUGAAAAGGCUUUUUUGUCAGCCCUCCUUUGAGGCAAAUUCAUUAGUGAGAUUGGAGAAACUUGCAGUUUAAAUGGAUUUGAAACUGUUUUGGUUUGUCUGCCUCCAAUCCAUUUCCAGUUUCUAUGAACUGACAGGAAAGCUGCCUCUCCUCGGUUGAGAAAAGCUAAUGAGAUUGCUGAAUCAGGCUUUCAGAGUAGGUGGCGUUGCCUGCCCCGCCCAUAACACCUUGGUGUGCAAGUGGUUCAUGAAUCAACUUGUUGAAGCUUUCUUACUUGUUGGAGCACUUUAAAUAAUCCAGGCAGAGCUGUCUUCAGCAGGAGAAAGUGAAAAUGGCCCCGAGAUGUCUAACCCCUCACAUAAACAGCAUAAAAUGUAUAUGCACUCGAAUUGAUUUCCUGGUAAUAAUAUGCUUGUCUUUCUUGGUGAUGACUGAUCUUUGAGACUGAAACAAAUAAAAAUAAGUUACAUCGGGGGAAAAAAAAAAGAAAAAAAUUGCCAGGCUAUUUUUUGUGUUAGAUAGUUUUAAAAAAUAAAAAAAGAAAAUUGUUUUUUCACUUACUGGGAAACAUACAAAUCACAUUGUGGACUGAUGUUUCCUUAGUAGAUGAGUUCUGUGGUGUGAUGGUGGUGAUUUGGUUAGCAAAAAGCCCCCCAGUGUUCUUCACCUUUGGAGAAUACUAUAGCUGCCAAACCAGCUCUUAGCAGAGUACAUGGUGUUCGGCGUGUGUCAGGUUUCUUGCCAGUGCUUACGCCUCUUCUUUUAAACAGCAAGAUCAUCCUGUCGAUGAUUGACUAACAAAGACUGUACCAGAGUGCAACAACCAUGAGGCAGUAGAUGCAUCUGUAACUCGGUGCCUGCCCAAAUGCCAGUUUGCUCCUCUCCAAGUGGCGAAACAGGAAGUAACAUCCCAUCAGGAAGAACCUGAAAGUGCCAUCCAGUAGCUUCGCCUCACGUCACAGAUUGCCCUCAGAAAUCUUGAUUUGCAACUUUCCAGGGUGGGUCUGUGAAAGAAUUUCAAAACGUACACAUAGCUGAGACACGUUGCUCUCUGAUGAGAACAAAGCUGACUGCAACACUGGAAACUUCGCUCUGACUAUUCUUCACAAGCAAGGAGCAUCCUUUGCAGACUUAUAUUUGAGAAAGCAUGUUUCAGGUAUUUAAAGAAUGGUUCUGGCUGGAAAGAUUUUGGCUUCCUACAACAAUAAAGUGGUCAGAUCUUGAAGAUCACAAUGGACUCAUCUUUGUCAAACCUUCUCAUUUGUAUAUGACAAUUCCAUUUGCUUUUCUUUUGCUGAUCAUCAGAUAUUUCUUCGAAAAGUAUAUUGCUAUUCCUGUAGCAAAACUGCUUGGCAUUCAAAAACCAGUUCAAAAAAUUAUACCAAAUACCGUAUUAGAGAAUUUUUUCAAGAACUCCACAAGGCCAUUGCAAAGUGAUAUUUAUGGACUGGCAAAGAAAUGUAACUUAACAGAGCGCCAAGUUGAAAGAUGGUUUCGAAGGCGGCGGAAUCAAGAGAGGCCUUGCAGGUUGAAGAAAUUCCAGGAAGCUUGCUGGCGAUUUGCAUUUUACUUAAUACUUACUGUUGCUGGAAUUGCAUUUCUCUAUGAUAAACCUUGGACGUAUGACCUCUGGGAGGUUUGGAAUGGCUAUCCCAGACAGCCCUUGCUGCCAUCUCAGUACUGGUACUACAUGUUAGAAAUGAGCUUUUAUUGGUCUCUGACAUUUAGCCUUGGCAGUGACGUCAAGAGGAAGGAUUUUGUAGCUAAUGUUGUUCACCACCUGGCUGCUCUUAGUUUGAUGAGCUUCUCUUGGUGUGCUAAUUACAUUCGCAGUGGGACCCUCGUGAUGAUCGUGCAUGAUGUAGCUGACAUUUGGCUGGAGUCUGCUAAAAUGUUUUCUUACGCUGGAUGGAUGAAAACCUGUAACGGUCUGUUUUUAAUCUUCACUGCUGUGUUUUUCAUCACCCGCUUCGUUAUUUUUCCCUUCUGGCUUUUACAUUGCACGCUGAUAAUUCCUCUGUACUACCUGGAGCCUUUCUUCUCGUACGUCUUCCUCAACCUACAGCUGCUGAUUCUACAGGCCCUGCACUUUUACUGGGGUUAUUUAAUCCUGAAGAUGAUUAAAAAAAAUAUUUUACAGAAGAACUUUAAAGAUGUGAGGAGUGAUAAUGAAGAGGAAGAGGAAGAAGAGGAGGACGAUGAGGAGGAAGAGGAAGCUACCAAAGGCAAAGAGAGAGACUGUUUGAAAAAUGGCCUUGGGACCAACAACCACCUCAUCCCCAAUGGUCAGCUUGGCCACUAACUUGAAGCCCACGUGACUGCCACGUGCAGGGUGCUGCAAGGACUGCUGGGAGCCUGCUGCGCUCCCCACUCAUGUUGCUGUGGCCAAGAGACCACAGAGACCCCAGAUCCUGCCCCUCCCUCUGUCUCAGUUUUUCUCCUUAUUCUAAGAUGUGUUUAACAAAAUGUUGUCAAUUUGUGUUAAAAUAUUAAAUAUGCACAUGCCUGUGGAUUUUACUGUAGUCAGGACACAGGCUGGUCAGAGCUUUCAAAAAUGUUUGCAGAGUGCUGUUUUAGUUCUGGUUGCUUUCACUGGUGCCCUGGAGAGACGUUUGGCUUUGUCAGGGCAUGCUUUGCUUCAGCCCUUUCACCUUCUCACCUUGCUUACCCUCAGGACAGCUUGGCCAAUGCUAAGGAAGCCUGUUUCUUUCCAGCUCUGAUCAGCCACAGAGAGCAGCUUCUGUCCCGAAGCUGUAUAAGUGGUAGUGGGACAGUUGCAGAAGGACCAGGCAAGGAGACAAGUUCCAGCCUUCCUAGCCACUUCUUGCCAUGGUGGCUCACGUGCUGGUCUCUACAGUGCAGCGGUAGUGGCUGCUCCCCAGCCUUACAGGGCUGGGUAAGGAUCCAGUGAGAUAAGACAACUGACUUGUACACUGUUAACUGACCGUCUCUACACUGUGAUUCCAGCUGUUUGCAGGAGAGAGGCCUGGCCAGCUUGGAAUGAAUGAACAUGAAUGAGAGGUACAAUCUUUAAAAAUUCCUCCUAAAUGUGUCUGAGAUGCCUAGAAAUGCAAAUACCCGGAGGGCUGUUUCCACUCAAUUUGCUAACUAUGUAUUGUUAGUGCCCUAGCAUCAUUCUCAAGUUUCCCUGGAAAUCUCCCUUAGAUACUGUUGGCCAAGGGAAGGAGUUUGGGCACGUUUCUUCUAUUUUGUUGGUUUUCACUUUUUUCCUCUCUAAAAGGGAAGCUUCCUUGUGUUUAUUCUGAGCCCCCUUUUCAGGCCAACUGAGCUCCCCAGGGACUGUGGGUGUCCAUCUGGGGGCCUCUGCAGGGGACCUGGAUACAGGCCAGGUUGUACGCUGAGCCAUUUCAUCUGGAAAGCCUGAGCCCCUGGAUGGCAUUCAUGGGAGCUACCUGACCUCAGGAACUCUUAGCAAAAGAAAGCCACUCGGUUUCAUCUCCAUCAUCCAUCCAGUCAGACUGCACAACACAAAAGGCCACCAAUACCCCAAGCAGGAGGGUGGAUGGGGCUGGCAGGCCAGGCUGGCUCUGCCUUUCCUGCCAGGAAGGGGGAAGUGGGAAUACUGAACACCAUCCUGUCCAUUGUGCAACUUGGUCACUGCUUGGAACAUAUGUCCUGGCCCAGUGGAUGGUGUUGACCUCAGUGCCUUCUGGGAUCCCACUGAGUAGAGGUGGGCCUUCCAGAGAAAGCUUGUGCACAGUGUGCCUGCGCCCUUUCAUUCCCCACCCUGCCUCUCACAGUUGGGGUCUGAUUUUGUAUCUUGAUCCUGUUUUGCUCAGGGCUCUUGCUAUAAAGCAUGUGAAAAGUGAGACUGUAGGGAGUGGGAAGUGAGGUCCAACCACAGCGAGCUGCCGGGCCUCUUUAGCAGAAAGGAUACUGUGCACAUGGAGAAGGCCUGAGAUUUGGGGCUUUUAAUAAAAAUAGGUUUGUAAAACUUGCAAGCUAAACCUGCAAGAAAAACUUUCAGAGUUUUUUCCUCAACAGAAUCUUUUGUUGAAGAAUCAUAAAAAAGAAAAAUAAAUCUCAAAUUAUUUCUGCAUAAUAUUUGUUUCUAUAAGUACAAUAACAUAUGCAUUGAUGUGUAAUGUGAUAUUAUAUAUGUAAAAUGACUCCACUCGAGGGCAUAACUCAUUUAUUAUUAUUGUCCUAUGGUAACUGUAAUUGUUGUUAAUGUGGUGGAAGAGGUUCACACUAAAGUAUUAUUUUUUAUGUUUCCACUUAACAGAAUAUUUUUCCACUUAACAGUAUUUUCCAUUUAACAGAGUAUUAACAGAGUACUUUUUCGUCAUUAAUUUUGGUCUUGUCUUGGUACCAGAUCUCUUCUUGCUUAUGGUAAAAAAUUAUUUAUUUGCUGCUCUAUCCUUCGGUUUUUCCUCUCAUUUAAUUAUUCAAGGUAAAGUUAAUAUACCAAUUUUAGUUAUCUCUAAUGCAGCUAGAAGCCCUAAAGUAAGUUUGUAAGGGGUAGAUACACAUUUUUGUAACAUUUUUUGGUCUUUUAUGAUUAAUUUAAAAGGUAACCUCCUUACUACAGGAAAUAAGGGCACAGGAUUAUGUGAGAUGGCCAUUAAAUUGGCAUCCACAGUGCCAUCAAUAUUGUCUUAAUGGUUAUGACUAAAAGUUAAAAUCCAGUGUACAUCGUGAUUGAGUAGACUCAAAAUCAUGCAUUGCUUGACUUCUUAGACAUGAAUGGUCUCUGUAGAGGAAACAGAGAUUUGCCUCCAGAAUGGCCCCACUGGACAUGGGAGAAAACAACAGAGAAGAAAGCUAGGUGUGAACAGGCUGCUGACCCUGUGGCUCAAAAUACCAAACACAGGGAUAGGAGGGGCUGGCAUCCCAGAAGCUCGGGCUUUGAGGUAUCUCAGGACAAACUGAAGAGGAGUUUUUAAAGACUGUGACUUUAAGAUUGAGCCUCUUGACUGUACAUAGUGGGAACAGCCUGCCAGCCCAGCUUGGGAGCUGGAGUCUUAACUAGGCACCACCUGAGCCCUGUACAGUCACUAUGGAAGUGUUGAGAAAAGGCACUUCCUCAAGGUAUUUAAGGUAUUUAAGACGUAGUGUAACAGAAAAUACCCUCCACCCAGCCAGUAUACUUCAGUUUCUUAGUUUCCCAGGUUAUUAGUUCCUGUACCAGUUCCAAUUGCCCCUGUCUCUUAGAAACUGGUGAUCACUGUGAUACAUAGAUGCUCACUAUGAUGCACAUUGUAUAAAUCUAUCCCCAGUUGACAAGCCAUUCUGCCUCUGUACUUCCUGUUUCUUAUCCCAUAUAAGCUCUAGAUCACCAGAUAUCAGGGCUUGAUAUUUUGAGAAUGAUUCUGAUUAGUGGCCAUCAACAUAAAUAAAUCUGCCUCCAAAUCCUG
Cavia porcellus (domestic guinea pig) is the source of this 6356-nucleotide messenger RNA. RefSeq names its product ceramide synthase 3 (gene Cers3). Gene Ontology annotation, cellular component: membrane. Lineage: Eukaryota; Metazoa; Chordata; Mammalia; Rodentia; Caviidae. Gene Ontology annotation, biological process: ceramide biosynthetic process. The record is from RefSeq and is a predicted model, not a curated record. The transcript is spliced from 11 exons. The coding region runs from base 2126 to 3280 and encodes 384 amino acids. Gene Ontology annotation, molecular function: sphingosine N-acyltransferase activity; DNA binding.